Dermacentor silvarum is the source of this 1970-nucleotide messenger RNA. RefSeq names its product luciferin 4-monooxygenase-like. The transcript has 11 exons. The record is from RefSeq and is a predicted model, not a curated record. Bases 164 to 1879 code for a protein of 571 amino acids. Gene Ontology annotation, molecular function: CoA-ligase activity. Lineage: Eukaryota; Metazoa; Arthropoda; Arachnida; Ixodida; Ixodidae.
CGACGGCACCAGAAGUUGCUUCGUGGGAUAAAUGCGGGUUACAUCUGGUCUUAUCAUACGUUUGCUUCAGCGGACGGUCUCAUAGCAUUGCUACCUAUGACACACUGGUCUCUUCAGGAGACACUGACAUUCUCGGGAUUCCAGGCCCUAAGAAGAAACGACCAUGCAGAGCACUUCGACAAGCGGUGACCUUCUAACUAGCCGAGAACAAAGAACAGGCAUCCAAACACCCCUACAAGAUGAUCAAAACAUCGAAACUCUGAAAUGGAAGGCCCCGAUACGCGAUAACAUCGUAUACUCUCCUUACCUGGAAAGGCCUGUGCCACGUGUGCCUAUACACGUCGCAGUAAGAGAUGCUCUCCAAAAGUUAGGCCCACAGAUUGCCAUGAUAGACGGAAACGUGAGCAUCACUGCUGCUCAGCUUAUUGAGAAAAUGGAGGCUUACGCGGCCACAUUUCGAUCACAUGGAGUGAAGACGGGAGACCGCAUUUGCUGUCAUUUGUCCAACGGCAUUGAGUCCUUUGCAGCUCUCUACGGUGUCAUAUUCGCAGGAGCGGUUGCCGUACUUGCAGAUGAUGAGCUCACAAAAAAUGAAGUGCUCUUUUACGUAAAGGAUGUCAAGGCUGAAUAUGUUCUCACUGACAAAAGAAACGCUGAGAAGUUCGAGGAUAUCCGGCAAACCCUCAAGAGGUGCUUUCUCAUAGGCAGCGAUAUUCCGGGAUUCCAGUCAGUCUCCAAGCUUCAAGCUAUGAAAGAGAGCACCUCGCAAGACAUUCACUACAUGGGAGCAACCGAAAUGUGGCCUGCUGCCAUUUCUUUUACUUCAGGCACAACGGCAACUCCCAAGAAAAUACUGAUUACGCACUACACGUUUGUAUCCAGUAUUACCACUUUGAGGUCUUCUCAUCUGCUACAGUCUGGAGACCGAUACGUAAUCUUGGAGUCCAUGGCACAUGCAUUCGGCUUUUACUUCAACAUGUAUGCUGUGUGUCUUGGAGCGACGAUUGUCGUGACACCGAUGACCCCAGAAUCUGAAGAUUUGGCUGACUUGGUCGACAAACACAAGGUCCAAGUUAUUUGCUGUUUUCCGACGGCGCUAUCGCGGAUAUCCCGCGACCUGGACGCCAUGGGGCGUCGACUGAUGUCGGUGAGAAAGGUGCUCUGCACGGGAGCGCCCAUCCCACGAAACGUUGGUGAGCGGUUUCUCAGCCAUCUAAACCUAACAGACUUCAAGAACUUCCUCGGUUGUUCGGAGGGACUGUCGUCAUACUGCGUUCCACCACCGGGUGAAACCAAAUACGAAAGCGUGGGCUUUCCAUCACCCAACGUCCAGAUAAUGGUCGCUGACCCUAGCACAAGUGUAGCGCUGGGACCUGGGGAACAAGGUGAGAUUUGGGUAAAAACACCCAGUGUCACACCUGGUUACUUGAACCAAGACGACCAGCUUGAGUGCGUAGUGGAUCAGCAUGGUUGGCUACACACCGGUGACGUUGGAUACUACAGCCAAGACGGACGAUUUUUCGUGAUUGAUCGGCUCAAGAACAUUAUCAAAUGCCAAGACUUUAAGGUGGCUCCACGAGAACUGGAAGCUAUUAUUCUCAGGCAUCCAGCAGUUCUUGAAGCGUGCGUCGUAGGCAUCCCGGACGAAAAAGUUUGCGAAGCACCUACAGCGUUUGUUGUGAGCAGGAAAAGCGCGCUUGGUGAUCCACUUGUCACGGAAGAUGAACUGGUGGAUCUUGUGGCGAGCCAGACAAUGUUCUACAAACACCUACACGGUGGAGUCGUGUUUCUAGACGAGUUGCCCAGAACAGUGAACUGUAAAACAAACGUAAAGAAGUUGCGGCUCUUGAAACCAUCUACACACGAUGCGAAGAAUUGAAGAAGAACUGAACACAAUGUAUCGAUCGAAAGUCUUAAAGGGCCGCCAUUGAAAACCACGAAUCCCUCGUUUUUGCUGAUUAAACGAUUAU